Messenger RNA from Nymphalis io (European peacock), 8777 nucleotides. RefSeq names its product putative thiamine transporter SLC35F3. The transcript has 9 exons. The record is from RefSeq and is a predicted model, not a curated record. Lineage: Eukaryota; Metazoa; Arthropoda; Insecta; Lepidoptera; Nymphalidae. Bases 365 to 1852 code for a protein of 495 amino acids.
UCAAUUUCAAUACAACCUUAAAUGGCGUAUUGAAAACCUAUCGUAUAUAUAACAUUUUCUUUCUAACGUCUGAGGUCUAGUGUAAGAUAUGAAUAGGUGGGGAAAAGUGGAAAAUGGUCGGGAAAUAUUUGUAUUUCAGAGACUCAGUUGAUAAGAGACGUCUUUUUCUUGUAAUAAUAUUGUCAUGCAAUGUGUUAAUAAAUGUUUAUUUUAUUUAAAUACGAAAUGUGGAGGAGAUAUAGAUGUGGUCGAGUUUAUACGCACCGAAAUGGUUACGCUGUAAAUUGAAUUUAGUGGAUCCACGUACUGUUGGAGUAAAAAAUCAUAUUUGUAAAAAUGUUUACAUAGUCAGGCAAUAAGAAAUAUGGCUAGGGAUGGAGACGUGCCUACCAUUUUCAAUCCGAAGAGAGUACGUACGCCUUCUGUUAUAAUAACUAGUGAAGAGGUAGCGGAAAGCGUACAAGGUGGUGUUGGUGAGCGCGAACGGCCAAAUGGUCCGCCCACCCCACUUAGUCCACGAGCGCCGCUUACCCCUCAAACUUCUGUAUCUUCAGCUCCUCCGCUCACAACUCAGCCUUCAUUACAGCAGGCCUACAGCGAAUCUGCAGGAAGUAGUCAAGAUGAAGAGCGCCAACUGCGUGAUAAAAAAUGCCCGCGUUCAUGCUGCUCAAAAGUGGCCAAGAAGAUGUACUAUGGCCUUUGUGUCACGACCACUAUAUUUGCAUCCUGGGUAACUGUGACACAUUGCAUAAAAUACAUGUACCAUCAGAAGUACCCACACACCGAUAGUUCUUUAAGCAGCACUGAAUCUCCUAUAAAUAAUAAUUAUACAUCCAGAAUUCGCACACAUCAUUAUUACAAUGCACCAUUCUUCACGGCAUGGUUCUGUACAAAUUGGCUAAUAUUCUUCUAUCCUCUAUACCUGAUCAUCAUGCUUAUACACAACAAGUGCAAAUCAGCGAAUGCCAUUGUCGCAGACGCCUUCACGGACUUCAAGGAAAAGGGAUUCACAUUUGCCCGCUUUCUAAGUCGCUGUGGUCUAUUCUGCUUGCUGUGGGUGGUGACCAUCUACAUGUAUACUUACGCCUUGAAGAUACUCCUCUCGACCGAUGUCGUGGCUCUCUUCGCCACCAACGUAUCGUGCGUCUAUUUGCUUUCGUGGGUCAUUUUGCACGAGCAGUUCGUCGGUGUUAGGAUCGUGGCGGCGAUCCUGUGCGACACGGGCAUCGCGCUGCUGGCGUACAUGGACGGCAUCACGGGCAGCUCCACGCUGGGCGGCGUGGUGCUGGCGGCGUGCGCGGCCGCCGGGUUCGCCAUAUUCAAGGUGCUGUUCCGCAAGGUGAUGGGCGACGUGAGCACGGGGCAGCGCGCGCUGUUCUUCUCCAUGCUGGGCGUGGUGAACGCCACGCUGCUGUGGCCCGUGUGCCUGGCGCUGUACCUCACGGGCUCCGAGCAGCUGCCGGCGCACCGCAUGCCGUGGCUGCCGCUGCUGCUCGCCAGCGCGGCGCUGCUCGUUUUUCAUUUGGUAUUCCAGUUCGGUAAUCUAAUGACGUACAAUAUAUUUGUAUCUCUCGGACUUAUUACAGCUGUUCCUGUAUCCGCUGCUCUCGAUGUCGUGCUGUACGGCGUCGAGUUCGAAGGUAUGAAACUGGCCGGGAUCAUAUUGAUAGCUGUUGGCUUUUUCCUGGUCAUGUUUCCGGACAACUGGCCUGAUUAUAUAAUGAGACUUUUGAGGUGGAGCCGGCGGCGCCAGCGCGGCGCGGACGGCGCGGGCCGCAGCCGCGACGCCGUGGACUACCGCACGGGCUACAUCCGCUCGCACCUGCGCUCGCCGUCCGGCCGCGUCAGGUGACCGCCUCGCUGCGAGCUCUCUCUGCCGUGACGGCCGCCGCCCGCCGUCCCCCUCGUUGCGUUUCGGGCGUCGCCUCGAAUCGGGCCGGCCGACUUCGAUGUUAGAAAAGAUUCCGGAGGAGCGACUGAAUUUCGUAAAUUUUGGGUUCGUCGAUUUGGGCUCUAGCUCGCGGUUCCGUUUGAGGUCGUUCGCUAGAAACGGUAAUUGUAUUGACGCUCAACGUUUGAAAUGAUAUGACCGCGAUCGCCCCCCCGCUUCCUCGUUCUUAUAUGUCCAUGCGAUAUUUUGGCAUCAUUGACAGUCGCCACUUAUCGUGGUCCACUCGAGUGAUCUGAAUAAUUUCCAGCAAAGAAACCGCCUCGUCAAACUUUAAAACAAUUUAAGUUUUAAAGCGAUGUAUUUUGUAUUCUUGAUUAAAAAAUUAUUAAAACAGUUUUUCAUUCUAACUUAUUAUUGUGCGAACAGUUGUUUUUUAAAUACCGAAGCAACGCAAAUCAUUUAUUUUAUGUCUACGGACGGAAGCAAAAAUAACGAGUAUGCAAAUCGUGCGUUUUUUAAUUUUGGCGACAUAGCAUUUCAACGCUUGAGGAACCAUUAAUGAAAGAAAGAAGUUGAGCUCAAAAUUAUAAAUAGCUAACAUCGUAUGCGUUUUUUAUGGAUCUGAUUUGAUUGAAUUUAUUUUAAGGUUAUUAAUAUUUGUAUAUAAAUUGCGUUAAUGGAAACAUACUUUAUAUUGUUGGAUAUAUUUGGAGACAUGAAUCCUGUUCAUAUCUAAGGGAAAUGUUUUAACCUUUUAAAGCACAUUAUAUCUAAUGUUUGACGUUGAGCGUUUAAAAAGUAACUCUUUUAAUUCUUCCAUACGAUUAUGAUUCUAUGUAUUAUUUAUCCUUUUUUUUUAAUUCCACUACUUCAUAGCAAAUGAAUAAUAUUAUAAAGACAGACCGGUACUAAACGAAACAUUUUGAACAGUGUUGCUAGUGUUUUAAAAAAUAUAACUUUUUUAAAACGACUGACGAGCCGGUUGGCGUGGUUGGUAGAUACCUGCCUUACACGCCGAAGGUUGUGGGUUCGAUUCCCGCCCAGGAUAGACAUUUGUGUGCAUGAACAUGUGUGUUUGUCCUGAGUCUGGGUGUAAUUAUCUAUAUAAGUAUGCAUUUACAAAAUAAAUAUAGUAUAUGUAAUAUAUCAGCUGUCUGGUUUUCAUAGUACAAGCUCUGCUUAGUUUGGGAUCAGAUGGCCGUGUGUGAAUAAUGUCCCAGGAUAUUAUUAUUAUUAUAUGUUAUCCUGUAAAUAAAUAUCGAUCAUAAUGUCACCUCAAAAGAAGACUCAAAGUACCAUAUAUUUAAUUUUAUCGCAAAAAUGUGCAAUUUUCGUUUAGUAAAGGUUUCGUCUUUGUAAGUGCGGUAUGCGGAAUUUAAUAAACGCAAACAAGCUUGUUUAGUUAUUACAUCAUUAAACUUAGGAAACGAUUUCAGAAAACUCAAAACCCCGAUAACAAGAAAAUCGAAAAGAUAUAAUUCGUUCUGUUAUUCUAACGUUAAAAUAUUUUGUUUAUAUGUUGUAAAAAAAUCGUAAAAUAUCACAAUUGCAAUCGGAAGUUUUAUAUGAAUCUUAAAACAUAAAAAAUAAUUUUACUUAAAAAAUAGGUAGGGAUAACUAUUUUUAAAGAUCCAACCACACGCACCUAUGAUGUCAAUAUCGUAAUAAUAGCGAGUAUUAAAGCGUCAUUUCUAAAAAUUGUAUAAAAAAAGAAAAACAAGUCCUAUAAUUACGUAGAAUUCAUAAAAAAAGGAAAAAAAAAAUUAAGAAAAACUGUUGAUAACUUUAUUUUUUUCCUUUGAAAAGUUGACUGUUUCACUUUUAGACUGAUUUCAUACAAUCUCGAGCUGUCAAAAUUUUUAAUGUAACUAAGACAAAAUAUCUUCGUUUUUAUUUAAUUUUGUUUUGUUGUGAUUAAAUUAUUUCCAUCAAUAUUUAUUAAAUAGUAUAUAUGUAUUAUAAUUUUUUAUUCGUUUGUUUCGAAACCAACCUUGCGUUCCUAAAACAAAACUUUAUUGCGUAACCUUAGAGACUUACUUGUCUCAAACGGUUGGAAUUUUGAAUCCUAAAUUAAUAUUUGAGGCGUUUUUAAAAUAAAAUUUAUUUAAAAUUGUGAAUAAUGAUCGUUAUAAAGGUAGACAGUAGUUGUAAUAAGUUUAAUUGGAUCGAAAAUAAUUGGCCACAAAGCACAAUGAAUAAUGCGAUUGAUGUAAUGCCAUAUAUUACAAUAUUUAAUAAUAUCUCUCUGUAUGACUAGGGUAUAAUAUUGAGUAACAUUUAUUAUGGAAAUAUAGUAACUCAUACAGUUAGUUUUUGAAAGAAAAUAAAUAUAUUAUGCCCCAGUGGUUAUAUAACCACUGGCAUUGCUAUAUAGCAAUGUCCUCAAAUUUUCUUCAGAUUCUUACAAAUGAUAUAAAUACCGAAAAUGUUUCCUAUAUAUAAAUAUAUAUAUACUAUUUAUAAGCUACUUAAAUUGAUGUUGUGAUACCCAGUAGGUAGUGUAGACUAGAAAUUGAAAGUUAGCAAUUUUAAAUGUUCAUACUUUAAAAUAUUAAAGUUAGCUUUCUCUGAAAAUAUAUACAUAUUGAAUACUUAAAUAUGUAUAUAAUCAAAAUAUAUUAUCAGGGUAUAAUAUACAUAUACAGUUUUAAUGUUAUAUAUAUUAAUACUACGAUUAUAAGUUACAUCGGAAGUUUUCGGACGCGCAGCGUUGGACACAUAGCACUACAAGCCAACAAACAACGCCGGCUUGUGGUCAGGGUAAAGCGAGAUUGACUUUCAGCGUCAUUGGGUCAUACGUUCACUUCACAUAAAUUGCAUUUUGAUUAAUAAUAUAAAUUUCAGUUAUACAAAUAAUAAUUACAAAACUUAUAAAAUUCAAGCAAAGCCUUCAGAUUAUGUGGAUAUAAUGAUAAUUACCCCUGAAAAUUGUGUUUGACAUUUUCGUAUGGCGCCUAGAACGAUCUCCCCUCUCUUUUCCCCAGAGCCGGCGCUGCCAACGAACCAUAGACUAACAUAUAAAACAUUAGUUAUCUGUUAUGUUGCUUGUUCAUAGAUUUUUACCUUGUUAUGUGUAGAUUUUAUGUUAGCCGUAGACAGAGAAACAAAUAGACCAAGGGGCCGUGAAACCGCGAUUGAGACAGAGAUAGUUUGUUAAUGUGUGCGUAUAAUGUUGCCAUAGGACCUUUCAGGAUUUAAUUAAAACAAUUAUUUAGUUUAUUAAAUUUUACUUUUUAAUAUUUAUUAUACUUUUUUUUUUAAUUAAAAUAUUUUUUGUUUUCCAACUACACCCAAAUACUGUUGCAUUGUUUGUUUUUGUUUCCGUUAUCAAUAGUACUUCGGCAUCUUUAUAUAGUACGGGAUAAGCAUUCUCCUCAGAAGUUGAAAUCUAAAACACUCAAUUAAAUUAUUACUAAAGAAUGGUUGCCACAUAUAUUUCUGUUAACCUCUUGAAUCGGAAUCUAAUAAUAUUAUAUUUCAUGAAAAUUGUUAAAUAAUGUUGUCGUUAGGGAAUUAUAAAAAGGAGAACGAAUAAAUUAAAAUAACAUAUUAACAUAUAACGAAGCACUUUAGUUUAUUUACUAUAUUAUUGGACUCCAUAUUUAUUUGUUUACAUUGUAGACGAGUCGACAUUUUUUAUCGAAAAUCGGGACAUUUUUUUAGGUGACGCUGGCAGCACUUACAUGAUAAAUAAUUAUAGGUUAUGAAUGAUAAAAACUGGAAAAUCCUAUUAUCUUUGGGAUUUUAUUCAAUAUAAGGUUCCGUCAUGCUAUGGUAUAAAUAAACAUCACUGAGAAACUAUAUUUAGGGACAAAAUAGUCGUUCUUAUGCGUAAAAACAGACGCCGGCAAUUUUCUUUUUGCUAUCAAUUUAUCAUGAAAUAAUACGACAAUGCACCAUUGUACAACCUUCGUGAUAUGAUAUAAGGAUUGUUUUUGACCUUUUCACUGGAUUAGAAUCGUUUUCUAACAUAAAAGUAAGCGAAAAUUUAACAAAAAACACAAUGAACGCAACAACUGUCAAGUUUCAACGCCAAAACUGGUUACGCGAUAAGGGACAAAAGAUUCAAUAAUUCUAUCUCUGUCUAAACAAUUAUUAAUUGAAAAAGUAAUUUUCGUUCUCUUUCUUGUGUAAGUGAAAAGGAAAUCGUCAUUUCGUCUAUUAGUUUCUCUGUUUACGAUGUUAGCUUACUGCAAAACAUCGAAGUAACUUAUAAAAAUGGUAAUACACCGAAAAUAUUUCAAUUUAUAAUAUAUUUAUUUAUAUUUUGUAAUGGUUUUGUUUUCUAUAUUGUUUGUUUUUUAUCUUACAAUAUUUAAUUAACCGCCCCAACGAAAUGAUAUAAAUAAUUUUAUAUUGUUAUUAGUGGUAUUAAUUAGUGACACGAUAAGCGAAAAAGCAAAAGCCAAAUAUAAUUACAGUUCAGUUUGACAGAAUCAAAAGUAUUCCACGCUUAAUGUAGUGUGUGGUCAAUUCCUUUUUAGGUAAUUAACUCAUUUUAAAAUGUAUACCGCAAUUAAAUACUUAAAAAAAUUGUUUAUUAGCGUAAUAAUAUAUAAUUUUGAACUGAUCAUAGACAUAUUAACUCUAUAGUUCUACGCACAUAUCACCAGACUUAAAAAAAAAUAGUAUGUGUGUAUUUAGUUCAAUUAUUGCAUUGGUUUUAAAUAUGAAUAAUAAAUAUUGAUGCUAAAAUCACGAUUAUAUGUUUAUAUUGUGCCCCGGAUGCUGAGAUAUUGUGUAAAAUAUUCAUAAUCAAAAAUUGAUUUAAGGAACUUGGAACUAUAAAAUCAAAAUUCAGUAUGUUUAUUUUAUAUAAAUAUAAUUGGUGCUAAAUUUGGUUAUAAGAUCCUUCGGCAUAUAAGAAAUGCUUAGCUCGGUUCUAUAAUUGAGAUUAUUCCAAAACAAAUAUUUGGUGAUAUGUAAGAAGAACUUUUUAUUAUUAUUGUAAGUCAUGUCCGUAUUCGGAUAUUUUUAAUAUUCUGUGCCACUUUUGUUUACAAAAUCCGAAUGGAAUUAAAUCAAUGGCGUACCUUAAUACCAAACUAGUAUUGUCUGUAUUGUAUAUUUUUAUUGUUUAAUUUAAGCUGUGAUUUGUUGUAAAAAUACCAUACUAUGUAAAUAGAAUUUUUAUUGUGUGAUGUGUAAUAGUUAUUUAUAAUUUUAAAACAAUGACAACAAUACACUUUUUAAUAAACUGUUUUCAUUUUUUUUUUUUUUUUCGUUUUUCGUGUUUAGAUAUAUUGUGUUCCCGGCUAGAGUAAACAUAAGAUGUCAUUCAAAUAUAACGCGACCUUCGAUCAGGAGAAGUGAUCGCCUAUGUGAGGUCUGCAAGAGUAAUUUGAGGUAUCUUUCGCAGUUUCUGUGUACAUAUAUGAUUAUAAUUUACAUAGUCGGGCCUUUGUUACUUUUACAUUAAACGAACUUUCUAGUCUAGUCCAGCGACGUUACUCGUCGAGUAUAUUAACAGUGGACGGAGAUAUGAUACAUGAAGAUAUUUCGUUUUUUUAAUAUGUUUAAAAAGAUUUUAAUAUCAGUUUGUCAUAGCAGGAUCCAUUUUAUUAUUUCCGGUAUUGUUGAAAGUUGACAACAAUAGCAAUCGUGAGAAUAAUAAAAAAAACAUAUAUCCAGGAAGGUUUUUGUUGGUUUAUAGUCGUUCGAAUGUAGAAGUAGCAUGAAUGUAUAAACUAUUUAUAUGUAACGUUCAUUGUGUAAUAAUAUAAUAAUUAUUUUAUAUAAAAGUUACAAGUUGGUAACAAGUUGUUGGAGAGGUGGGGCUCCGUUCUUAUUAGCGCUAGUGGAGUCAGCUUUCAAAGCUUUUUAAGUCCGUCAUUUAAAUGAAAUAUGAAAAUGUUAUAUAGUCAAACAAAAUAGGUUUUAUAUGGAAGCAGGAUUUUUUUUUAUUUUGUUUUUGUUGUUGUUGUAAAUUUGUAUAGUAUUGAAUGUCUAGUCCAUGAGUAUUUAAAAACAUUUUUUAACUAAUAUUCUUAUUUACAUAGUAUAUAUAUAUAACAAUGUUACCUCCCUGAAAAUAAAUUAUUAUCGAGAGUUAUUACAUAUGAAAGCGUUGAUAUUAUAAUUAUUUAAUUAAUAAAUUGUUGAUUGUAAUUUUUUAAUAAUUUACAGCCGUGCCUUUGAAGUGAAAACUAGUGUUAAAAUUGUUGAUUUUAAUUGAAAAUAGGAUAUGAAGCAAAUCCAAUGAAAACAUGAAUAAUGAAUAUUUCAUACAUUAAUAGACUAAAUAAAAUAUAGAUCUGAUUUUCGCCUAUUUUGAUUUAUUUAUUAGUUAAGAUGAAUUGUUUCUUAUGAAAAUAUAAUAUCACUCGAAUAAAACAUUAUCUACCCGCAGGGGUUUCAGUAUUCAUUCAUAAGAUUUUAAUAGUAAAUUUAGUGAGAAAAUAGUGUUAAAAUAGUGAGACGGUAAAAAUUUUAUUCCAUAUAAAUGUCGAUGAUGUAAUAUUUGAAUUAUUCUGCUGUUAUUUUGUACGCCACGUACAGUCUUUAUUGUACGUUUAAUUAGAAAAUUUUAAAGACUGAAUUUAAAUGAAAAUUUUACUAAAUUCAAUUAUGCUGUCAUUUACAUUGUGUAAUUUAGUUUGUAGGUUGUGUCGAUAUGUAUAUUAUGUAUUACGUAGUGUGGAAUAGGCUCGUGUAUCGGUGUUUAGAUAAAUAAAAGUUAUUUAAAAUGUAUGUAUCCAGCUUAACCUUUUCGUAUCUCGAAUAUGUUAUACGAAAAUAUUGUAUAUAUUUGAGCUAUAAAAGGGUGCAAAUGUAGAUCACGUGAUUAGCUAAGUAAAAAAGUAGUCGUAUGACACCUAGGCCCCUGUGAUUCAUUUUGUUGAUAUGUAGUAAUUUGUUGAUAAUUAAACGACAUUUGUCAUAAAGA